This is a messenger RNA of Camelina sativa (false flax), 1071 nucleotides long. RefSeq lists its product as uncharacterized. The record is from RefSeq and is a predicted model, not a curated record. Gene Ontology annotation, cellular component: mitochondrial matrix. Lineage: Eukaryota; Viridiplantae; Streptophyta; Magnoliopsida; Brassicales; Brassicaceae.
UUUUAUCAACCAUUAGAUUCAUUUUCCAAUGGACGGUCUAGAUUAGCUUUUACACCAUUACUAAAGAAUCCUAAAACCCCGCGAAGAAGAGAAUCAAACCAAAAAUCCCUUACGAAGAAUUCCAGAUGCUCUCUUAAACCCUAGGAAAACCCCCCAACCUUUGCUACUCGUGAGUCCCGAGUUCUUCAUGGCACGUCUCUUCAGAUUUCUGAGAAGAACAGUGAUUAGUUCAUCGCCUUCGAUUUUUAGCCGAAACCCUAGAACAUGUGUUCUGUCAAAUCAAAAUGGGACUAUUGGUUUGUUGACGAGCCGUAAGUUUCUUAGCUCGGGGGGUUAUGUGUCGGAAAUGAGGAAAUCAGCUUUCGAGGGUAACAUUCUCCGGUUAAUUCGUUCUGAGAUUCAGUCCGAGCUCGAUCACUCGCCUCCUCUUCAGCCUGAGGAGAGGUUUGGCCCAUUCACAGUGGAAGAGCGGCCGGGGGAGCAAUGGAUUAGCUUGAGAAGAAAAUUUGGGGACAAGGAAGAUAUUAAAAUCGAAGCAACCAUGUUUGAUGGAUCAGUUCCAUCAUCAAAAUCUACAAGCAGCGACCCUGAAGAUGUUCAGCUUCAUAUUACUUUCAUUGUCAACAUCUCUAAGGGUGAUGGUCAGACAUUUGAGAUCAUGUGUUCUGCUUGGCCUGAUACCAUACAGAUCUCCAAGUUCUUUGUUCGUAAAUACAGCAAGAACUCACCAAAUGCCUAUAUUGGACCAGAAUUCCAGGAAAUGGAAGAGGAACUUCAAGACUCGGUUUAUCGUUUUUUGGAGGAUAGAGGUAUAGGUGAUGAUCUUGCUGAGUUCUUGCAUCAGUACAUGAAGAACAAAGAUAAAGCUGAGUAUAUUAGAUGGAUGGAGACUGUUAAAUCUUAUGUUGAGCAAAAAUGAAACCUUCUGAUUACCACAUUCUUAAGCAUCCAAUGAAUGUUCCCUUGGAUAUGGGUUUUAUAUAGAAUUUUAUUGGCAUGGUUCUUAGUUUCCAGAGUUAUGUGACAUGUAUGGAUCUAAUAUGAUAUAAUUGCGUACAUACUUGUUCCCUU